AUGUCCACCACAGCCACGGCCACCACCACCAUCUCACCCUCCCAGCUGCCCCAGACCUACCCCAACGCCCUGCACCUCCUCUCCCUCCUCCCCACCAACCGCGAGGUGACGGACCUCUUCGCCGGCGCGGAGGGCGGAGGACCCGGCAAGGACAAGGACGACCUCAACGCCCGCGCCAUCCCCGAGGUCGUCGCGUGGCUGGCGCGCGCGGGCUACGAGCCGGCGGACCUGGCGCGGCGCGGCGUGCGCUGCGUGCACGUCGCGGGCACCAAGGGGAAAGGGUCGGCGUGCGCGUUCCUGACGGCCGCGCUGCUCGCGCACGGGGACGCGGCGGGCCGGGUCGGCACGUACACGUCGCCGCACGUCGUGUCGGUGCGGGAGCGCAUCCUGCUCGACGGGCGGCCCGUGGGCCGGGACGUCUUUGCGCGGGCCGUCUUCGAGGUCUGGCGGCGGCUCACGCGGGCGGCGGAGGAGGCGGCGGGCGGCGCAGGGGCGGUACCGCCUGAGGGCGGGUACGACGGGCCCGGGACCAAGCCCUUCUACUUCCGGUUCCUGACGCUCGUGGCCUUCCACGUCUUCGCGCAGGAGGGCGUGCGGUCCGCGGUCGUCGAGUGCGGCAUCGGCGGCGAGUACGACCCCACGAGCGCCGUCCUGCCGGCCGAGGCCGUCACGGCGAGCGUCGUGACGCGGCUGGGCGUCGACCACGUCGCCAUGCUCGGCGGCACGGUCGAGGAGAUCGCGUGGCACAAGGCGGGCGUGUUCCGGCGCGGGCGGGCGGCCUUCACGGUCGGGCUGCCGGGGCAGGAGCAGGAGCGCGCGCUCGCGGUCCUCCGGGCCCGGGCCGAGGACAAGGGCGCGCGGCUGCGGGUGCUCGACGGCGCCGAGGUGGAGAGGUGGGCUGGGGUCGGGGAGGGCGCGAGGCUGCGGGGCGGGUUCCAGAAGUACAACAUGGCCGUCGCGGCGGCGGCGGCGAUGGAGCACCUGCGCGUGCUGAAGGGCGAGGAGGAGGAGGAUGGCGACGACGACGACAUGGGCGAGGCCUUCUUCAGCCUGGACGACAUACCGCCCAGCUUCAAGGAGGCCAUGAGGGGCGCCACCCUGCGCGGCCGGUGCGAGACGAUCCGCGAGGAGGGCGGCGGCGGCAUGGAGUGGCUGCUCGACGGGGCGCACACGGCCGACAGCCUGGCCGAGGUGUCGCGCCUGUUCCUGGCGGCAAGGCCACGGACCGACGGUGCCCUGCGGAUCCUCAUAUUCAACCAGCAGGAGCGGGACGUCGCCGCCCUGCUCCGGAGCAUGCUCGCCAGCAGCGACGACGGCGACGGCGACGGCGAGGGCGCGGCAACAACAACAACAACAACAGCAGCUGCUGCGGCGUUCGACCUCGCCAUCUUCACCCGCAACGACGCGGCCCCGACGCCGGCGGGCGAGCCCCCGCGCGAGACGAGCGUGCAGCAGGCGGCGCGGGAGGUCUUCCACGGGCUCUGCCCGGGCGCCGCGACCGCGGUGGCGGACAACGUCGCCGAGGCGGUGCGGUUCGCGCGGAGCGCGUGCGAGGAGAAGGGCAAGGGGGGUUACGUGUUGGUCACGGGCAGCUUCAACCUCGUGCGGCCGGCGCUGCAGAUGCUCGAUCCCGACUGUGAGGACUGA
Thyridium curvatum is the source of this 1647-nucleotide messenger RNA. RefSeq lists its product as uncharacterized. Gene Ontology annotation, cellular component: mitochondrion; cytoplasm; cytosol. The transcript has a single exon. Gene Ontology annotation, biological process: tetrahydrofolylpolyglutamate biosynthetic process. The record is from RefSeq and is a predicted model, not a curated record. Gene Ontology annotation, molecular function: tetrahydrofolylpolyglutamate synthase activity; ATP binding. Lineage: Eukaryota; Fungi; Ascomycota; Sordariomycetes; Thyridiales; Thyridiaceae. The coding region runs from base 1 to 1647 and encodes 548 amino acids.